Molecule: messenger RNA, 2258 nt
Organism: Sander lucioperca (pikeperch)
Lineage: Eukaryota; Metazoa; Chordata; Actinopteri; Perciformes; Percidae
Gene: dr1
Product: down-regulator of transcription 1
Exons: 3
Coding region: 665-1195 (176 amino acids)
Biological process (GO): chromatin remodeling; negative regulation of transcription by RNA polymerase II; RNA polymerase II preinitiation complex assembly
Cellular component (GO): negative cofactor 2 complex
Molecular function (GO): core promoter sequence-specific DNA binding; general transcription initiation factor activity; protein heterodimerization activity
Source: RefSeq, a predicted model, not a curated record
CACCUUACACCGUAUCCGGUUCUUUGUUUGACGUGGUAUCCGGACAAAUUUAGGCUAAUGUUAGCCAGAAUACAAUAUUUUAAAUGAACUACUGGUAGCUUUAAGAUUGUUUGAAAUGUUUGGCUCAUUUGGUCGACGCAAGGGAGAGUAAUCUGCAUGUGGCGACUUCAUUUUACUCGUCCGCUCUACCUAGCGAACUAUUUAGUUACUUACAUAUGGCAGGGAUAGUUCAUUGUUAGCCUAGCUUUAGCCAUGCUCUCAGACUCCGCUUUCACUUGUCUUUUGGGUUGCUUGUGACAGGGACCACAGCUACUAGCUAGCUUGGUAGCUGGCUAGCUAAGCAUAUUUUCCAGUAUUAACGUUUUUGUGUUUCUCGCGUUGUUUGUUGGAUCUUUAGUGUCUGUCGCAUUCAGUGUAACAGCGGUGCUCUGCAGAAACUGCACCUCGUUUGUGUUAACACGUAAAAUUAGUUGUUAGCAAGCUAGCUAACCGGCCAACUUUGAGGAAACGUCUUUUUUUUAUGACAUUUAAAUUGAUGUUGACGUUGCCUUCACCUGGGCAAUAAUCUCCAUUAACUCAAGAAGGCCUGUCAUCGUCUGCUAACAUUUUUCACCACCCAGUCAAAAACCGGAGCUUUCAUUUCUGUGGUUAUUUUCCUGCCACGAUGGCUUCUUCCUCUGGAAACGACGAUGACCUCACCAUCCCCAGAGCAGCUAUCAACAAGAUGAUUAAGGAAACUCUCCCUAACGUACGAGUGGCUAACGACGCGAGGGAGCUUGUGGUGAACUGUUGCACAGAGUUCAUACACCUCAUAUCCUCAGAAGCUAAUGAAAUAUGCAACAAGUCCGACAAGAAGACCAUAUCUCCUGAGCAUGUCAUCAAUGCCCUAGAGAGCCUUGGUUUCGCAUCGUACAUCACGGAGGUGAAAGACGUCCUGCAGGAGUGUAAAACUGUAGCUCUGAAGAGGAGGAAAGCCAGUUCUCGACUGGAGAACUUGGGUAUCCCAGAGGAAGAGCUCCUCAGACAACAACAGGAAUUGUUUGCCAAGGCGCGGCAGCAGCAGGCAGAGCUCGCCCAGCAAGAGUGGUUACAGAUGCAGCAGGCUGCCCAGCAGGCACAGAUGGCAGCAGCAUCUGCCAGCGCUGCCCAGCAGGCUGGUUCCUCUCAGGAUGAAGAUGAAGAGGAUGACAUUUGAUCCUAGGACGCCGUUCUACUUGUCCGAAUCCUUUCCUGGGACAGUGUUGGCACACAAAUCUCCCAGUGCUGUCAUCAGCAGAGACAUGAGGCGUGUUUGACUGCUGGUAUACAUAAGUGUAACAUGGAUAAAGCACAUUGGAAUGGACACUGAAAAGAAAAAUGGAGGGGGAUUUCAUGACAGCCACAUGUUCAGACACCAGUACCUGAAAAUGAUUUGGAUUGAGAGGCUAUUAAUGAAGUCUCAUCUUCCCCCCUUUUCCAGUUGCUUCUGUUUAAUUAUGUCUUGAUAUUAUGUUGUGAGUAAUUUGUAGAUUUUUGGAUGUGUUGUGGACACUGAAGGAAGACAUUGCCUGGGAUAUGUCAGUGAAUUUUGGUGAUAAUGCAGCAAGUGUUUACUCCUUCAGGUACUGCACCAGAUAGCUUAUUUAUGUCCGUUGUACUAGAUCACUUUUGAUGGUUUAAGGAAACUGCUUCAGAAUAAUUUCAGAGCAGUCAAUUUCUCCUUUCCUGUGGUUUGGUCACUUUUACAGAAAGGGUUUUCUCUACCCCCUCUUGGUAUAUUUGUUCAACAGACGAUCAUUUGAGGGGUUGUCAAUAUAGGAAUUAUUUUGUUAGUAGAGAAAUAAAUGGACAUUUUGUUUAAUUUUAGCUCAUUCAGAUACUUUAUGUUGCAUUUCCUUUCAUCUUUGAGCCACCCACAGUAUUGCUAAUUAGCGACACCUUUCAGAAAAUGUAUAUUUUUGUGUCAUAGAACCAAAGAUAGAGGACAGACUAACAGCGCAGAGUUAAUGUUUUUUAAAGGUGUAGGUGCUACUGUGAUUCUUGUUGCUGACUCCAGGUCAGUGUAAACAAUGUUAAGGAUUAUUAACCUAUGACUUUGUAAGAUGCUUUGAUAUCCAGGCUGAAUUUGUUAUUUCCCUUCUCUUCGGGUGCAGUAUCAAACAUUUGCAUUGUGACUGUGGUCAAUCCUCAGUGUAAAGACAAGUAACCUAGUUGUGAUACACAUUCACUCGCCUAUGCUAGAAAGUUGUAUUCUUUAAGCAAUAAAGGAAUCAUGUUUU